CCGCUAAGCGUCGCUUCGUGCGUCAAUGCGCUCUCGCACGUCGUUGAACGUCGCGCGAACGUCGUCGCCGUCAGACCCCGUUUCGCUGGUGCAUGAUCGUUUCGCACGUCGGUCCACGUUAACGCAAGGCAUAUUGUUAUUAGGAAAUGGCAACAGUAGGCAAUUGCAAUGACCCUGAGUUACGUUUGUUACGAUAUCUAUAUAUUGGAAAAGAAUAUCCCAAUUAUCAGCCUGGAUAUUGGUUUGCCCAUGAUUAUUUCAUUGUCAGAAAUGUUCGAUCCAUAGAAGAACUUGCUGAAGAAAAAGAGAAAGAAUUGGUACCCCUUGAAUUGAUCACAAAGGCAUUUGAGGGCAAAUUGAUUACACAUCCAGAGGCUUUAGUAUUUGCUCUUGCUGUUUGCUGCAGACAAAAUAAAAGUGAGGUAUUGCGCCAGGCAGCAUACAAAAGUGUAAAAACAAUCUGUGCAUCUACCCCAAAUUUCAUUCUAUUUGUUAAAUUUGCCUCUAAAUUAUGCCGUGAGAAUGAAUUAAAUUUCGUUACGCAAGGAUGGGGCCAGGGCCUGAGAAAAGCUAUUAAUAAUUGGUACCUUUCUAAGGAACCGUUGGAUUUUGUAAAAUGUGUUAUGAGAUAUAGAAGCAGAUAUGGUUGGAAGCAUAAAGAUAUUCUCAAAUUGGCUCAUCCUCUAGGCAAUUCUCCAGCGAGUAAAAUAAUACUGAAAUAUAUAAUACACGGCAUGGAAAAAACCAAAGCAGAAUUGGAAGAGAAUCAUCUAACUGAAGAUUCUGAUAUUAAGUUAAUAUUGAAAUACAUAGAAAACGUUGAAAGCUUCAAACAUUGCGAAGAUGAAUGUCAAGCUGCCAGCAUGUUGGAAAUGUAUGAAUUAUCACUAGAUCAUGUACCUGGGCAUUUGCUGAGAUCCAAGGAGAUUUGGAAUUCAUUGAUAUCGUCAAUGGAUGUUAUUAUGCUUCUAAACAAUCUGCAAAGGAUUCACAAUCUUGGUUUUCUCGUUUCGGAUGAACCAGCAGUUGAAAAAGUAAAGGACCAACUUACUAAUGAGGAAAAUAUAAUGUGCAGUGAGGUUCAUCCGGCGUUAGUUUUUAUUACUCUGAAAAAUUAUCAGUGUUCCGGAAAAUCUCUGACCUAUGAAAAACGAAAAGUUCGAGAGCUAGCAAAAAAAACUCUGCCACCACCAUAUAAACCAAAUGACAAAAUAAUAGAUGCUUUAAAUACGGCAUUCCUUCUGUCAUUUAAGAAUGUACAAUCCACAAAUUUGCGCUACUUAGUGACAAUCAGCACCCACAAGAACAUGGAAGGACGCACUUGGCAGAAUGGUAAUAUGACCGGCAUCGAGACGGCCAGUUUAAUUAUAAUGUUACUUUUACGUUCUGAGGAGAACGUUGAUGUAGUGACAUUUGAAAACAAUGAAAUUAUUAAACUGGAGGUCAAUAAAACGAAUUCCUUCGAAGAUAUUUUAAAAGUUUUAAAGGCAAUACCUUUAGAAAGAACCAUCAAUAUGAAUAAGCCAAUCUUAUGGGCCAAAAAGCAGUCGGAAAAAUACGAUGUCUUAAUCAAUGUAAUAGAUCAAAUAUAUCCAAAAUAUAUUGAAUGCCAGGAAAAUCUGAUAUCAUAUAAAACAGAACUGAAAAUUCCACAUGCAAGAUUAAUCACUUGCGCUCUAUGCUGUUCCUCACCAUAUCGAAAAUUUUAUGACCGGUAUUUCUUGACGAUCAAUGGUUUCGAUGCUACUGUACCGAAAGUCAUCCAGGCAUUCGUUCAAGGUUUAUUUUAGAUAUGAACAUGAGUUGGAUUUCUAUUGGAGACUCUUCAAAAUCUGUUUCUUUAAGAAGUCACAAACGAUUGAUGAAGAAAAAAAUUUAUCGUCUUGAAAUAUAUUUCCAUAUAUGAAAGUGAAAAAGCAGUUUAGAAAGCGAAGAAUAUGAAUUUUUCUUCAAAAUUGAGUUUGACUAGCUAGCGAACUAACGACAUAAGUCAUAAGUGAAGUUUUGAAGAGGAAAGUUACGAAAAGAGUUUUCAGAGAUUACUUAAAAGUGCCGAAUUUCGGAGUUCAGACUUUAUAGCCUCUUUCAUCAGUUUUGAACGUCGACUUGUUUGCACAUCCAUGACUGAAUCAAAUUAUUUAAUUUUGCUAUCCAUUAAUUUUUUUAAGGACAGAGAUAGUAUACUUUUUAAAAUAUACUGCGAAUAGGGAUAAAACGAUAGGGAAAAAA
Molecule: messenger RNA, 2229 nt
Organism: Pogonomyrmex barbatus (red harvester ant)
Lineage: Eukaryota; Metazoa; Arthropoda; Insecta; Hymenoptera; Formicidae
Product: RNA-binding protein RO60
Cellular component (GO): ribonucleoprotein complex
Molecular function (GO): RNA binding
Source: RefSeq, a predicted model, not a curated record